AUGUCACUGCCUGUGACAACAGUUACACCAGCUCAGGCCGCCACAACACUAGUCACACAAGCCAUGCAAGCUACACAAGGCCAGGCCACCUCAACACCAGGCACACCAGCCAUGCCAGCCACGCCAGCUACACCAGCCAUACAAGCUACACAAGGCAAGGCCACCACAACAUCAGCCACGCUAGUCACACAAGCCACUCAAGCUACACAAGGUCAGGCCGCCUCAACACCAGCCACGCUAGUCACACAAGCAGCUCAAGCUACACAAGGUGAGGCUGCCUCAACACCAGGCACACCAGCCAUGCCAGCUACACCAGGCAGGCAAGCUAAACAAGGCCAGGUCACCACAACAUCAGCCACGCUAGUCAUACAAGCCACUCAAGCUACACAAGGUCAGGCCACCUCAACACCAGCCACGCUAGUCACACAAGCCACGCAAGCUACACAAUGUCAGGCCAUCUCAACACCAGCCACGCUAGUCACACAAGCCACGCAAGCUACACAAGGUGAGGCCGCCUCAACACCAGCCACGCCAGCUACACAAGCGCAAGCUACACAAGGUCAGGCUGCCUCAACACCAGCCACGCCAGCUACACAAGGUCAGGCCACCUCGACACCAGCCACACUAGUCACACAAGCCACACAAGCUACACAAGGCCAGGCCACCUCAACACCAGCCAGGCUAGUCACACAAGCCACGCAAGCUACACAAGGCCAGGCUGCCUCAACACCAGCCACGCUAGUCACACAAGCCACGCAAGCUACACAAGGUCAGGCUGCCUCAACACCAGCCACGCCAGCUACACAAGGCCAGGCCACCUCAACACCAGCCACACUAGUCACACAAGCCACGCAAGCUACACAAGGGCAGGCUGCCUCAACACCAGCUACGCUAGUCACACAAGCCAUGCAAGCUACACAAGUUCAGGCCGCCUCAACACCAGCCAUGCCAGUCACACAAGCCACGCAAGCUUCACAAGGCCAGGCCGCCUCAACACCAGCCACGCUAGUCACACAAGCCAUACAAGCUACACAAGGUCAGGCUGCCUCAACACCAGCCACGCCAGCUACACAAGGUCAGGCCACCUCGUCACCACCCACGCUAGUCACACAAGCCACGCAAGCUACACAAGGCCAGGCCACCUCAACACCAGCCAGGCUGUCACACAAGCCACGCAAGCUACACAAGGCCAGGCUAGUCACACAAGCAGCGCAAGCUACACAAGGCCAGGCCGCCUCAACACCAGCCACGCUAGUCACACAAGCCAUACAAGCUACACAAGGUCAGGCCGCCUCAACACCAGCCACGCUAGUCACACAAGCCACGCAAGCUAAACAAGGCCAGGCCGCCUCAACACCAGGCACACUAGCUACACAAGGUGAGGCUGCCUCGACACCAGGCACACCAGCCAUGCCAGCUACACCAGGCACGCAAGCUACACAAGGCCAGGCCACCUCAACACAAGCCACGCUAGUCACACAAGCCACGCAAGCUACACAAGGUCAAGCCGCCUCAACAUCAGCCAUGCCAGCUACACAAGGUGAGGCCGCCUCAACACCAGGCACACCAGCCACGCCAGCUACACUAGCCAGGCAAGGUACACAAAGCCAGGCCGCCUCAACACCAGCCACCCUAGUGACACAAGCCACGCAAGCUACACAAGGUCAGGCCGCCUCAACACCAGCCACGCUAGUCACACAAGCCACGCAAGCUACACAAGGUCAGGCCGCCUCAACACCAGCCACGCUAGUCACACAAGCUACACAAGGUCAGGCCCCUUCAACACCAGCCACGCUAGUCACACAAGCAACGCAAGCUACACAAGACCAGGCCGCCUCAACACCAGCCACGCUAGUCACACAAGCCACGCAAGCUACACAAGGUCAGGACGCCAAAAAACACCAGCCAUGCCAGUCACACAAGCCACGCAAGCUACACAAGGCCAGGCUGCCUCAACACCAGCUACGCUAG
Dreissena polymorpha is the source of this 1971-nucleotide messenger RNA. RefSeq names its product ice-structuring glycoprotein-like. The record is from RefSeq and is a predicted model, not a curated record. Bases 1 to 1971 code for a protein of 656 amino acids. NCBI's taxonomy places the organism in Eukaryota, Metazoa, Mollusca, Bivalvia, Myida, Dreissenidae. The transcript is spliced from 4 exons.